AUGUCCAGCCCCUCUGUCGACCGUUCUAGCGCUUACCGACCUCCGACACAGCGCAAGCCGUCGUCGACAUUGGGCAAGCCCAGUCCCAACGCCAAGCCUGGCACUCGCACCCCACGAGCGCCUUCAACGAGGGUUAACGCUCCUCCCACGCCCGUCACGCCCUCCCCGUUCAAGGCGCGCUCGCGACCCGCCUCCGCCGCUGGCAAGCCCGGUACGCCCAGUGCCCCCAGCAUCAGCGCCAGCGCCAGUACGAAUGCAAGUGCAAGCGCAUCUGGCACUGUGACGCCCGAGGAGCCCGCAGCCGAGCGUGAAACCGAUGCGGGCGCGAUCUCCCCCAAGGGCCACGAGGCUCCGAUCUCCCUCGCUGCUUCGACCGACACACUCGUUGACUCUAAGGAAGUUAAGGAGCAGGAGGUUAGCGAAGUCCCGGAGAUCAAGGAGAUCCCGGAGAUCAAGAGCGACACUCCUGCUGUGAACGUCGAGGCCGCUGAGGUGAAACUUGAAGACACGCCGCCGCCCACUGUCGAGCCCGAGGUCAAGGAACAGUCUUCGUCUCAGACUGACAAGACCGUUGAGGAGACCCCUGCAGCCGCCAAGGACACCGACGCUUCCAAGAUCGAGGAGCCAGUUGCGACCAAGGAGACCGAGGAAGCCUCCGAGCCCAAGACGCCCACGCUGGAGGAAGCUUCGAAGACUCCCGUCACCCCUGCCGCCGAGAAGGAGGACGUCCCCGCCGCCACCGCCGCCAGCACCGAGUCUGUGCCCGUCCCCGAGACCCAGGACAGCGCCAUGAACGCGGCCACCACCCCCCAGACCCCCGUUAGCAACCUGCUGACGGCUGCUGCUCUCACCAGCUCCAACAAGGAUUGGAGCGAGCGUGACGAUGACGCUAGCAGCGUCGCUGGAAGCGUUGCCGCGAGCAUCUCGGGCAGGAGUGCCAAGGGCUCGAAGGAGAAGAAGGAGAAGAAGACCAAGGAGGUCCCCAAGGGUGGGAUCCAGCUGGGCAACCACGUUAUCCACCCGCGAAAGCCCGGAGAGGCAGUGCCAGAGUGGACGCCUCAGCAGGCGACCCAGCCAGCGAAGCCGAAGGAGAGGGACGAGAACAAGCGUCUGCACGCCCUCGAGGGCAAGCCGCCGACGUCCAGGAAAGCGUCCGUUUCGAACGUCAACGGUGCUCCCGAGCCGGCUCCCGCCGGUCCGUCGCAGGCUGAAAUCCAGGCCAAGAUCGAGUCUCAGUACAAGGAGCUGCUGGGCAAGGUCGAGGGCAAGAUUGCGGAGCAGCAGUCCAAGCUCGAGGGUCACCUGGCUGCUCAGCGGAACAAGCUGGAGGCGCAGCUGCUGAACCAGCAGGCCAAAUUUGACUCACAGCAGUCCAAGCUGGACGCGCAGCUUGCUGCCCAGGACCGCAAGGUGGACAUGAGGAUGGGAGAGCAGAACACGUCCCUGCAGGCGGCUAUGGAGACUUUCAUGACCGUGGAAGCACGUGCUGCUGAGCAGGCCUCGCACCAGGACGCUUGGGCCUCGCGCAUCGAGGACGAGCAGGACGGUUUAGAAGCCCGCCUUGCCGCUCUUCGCGGUGAGGUUUCUCGCGUUGGACCCAUGAUCGCUGCCAGUGAGUCGGCCGUUGACGAGCGUGUGACUGCUCUCACGAACGACGUCAACAACCGCCUCUCCGCCGCCACUUCCGCCUCGCAAGCCUUUGAACAGCGCCUCGAGGGCCGCCUCAAGUCUCAGGAAAGCGACGUCGGCCGCUCCAUCUCCAAAAUUGCAUCGCUCGAGAACAAAAUGAAGGAGUUUGCAGCCCUCGAGGCGCGGCUAGCCGAUCAGCAGAAGGCGCUCGAUGCUCAGCUUCUGGUCGCAGCCAAGCUUGAGGGCAGGCUGGGAGAAAUCGACCAGCUGGCCAAUAAGGUCAAGGCGGUGCAGGCCUCCCUGGACGACCAGAUCGCACGCAACGCCAGCCUCGAGGAGACUUUGAAGAAGCAGCAGGCGCAGAUCGAUGCGGCCGCGAAGGAGCAGGAGCAGCUGGAGAUUCGCCUGUCGAUAGUGUCGAAGCGCGAGGAGCAGGCCACUUCUACCGUCGGCGCUCUUCAAUUCCGCGUUAACGAACUCGAGCGCCGCGCGCGUACUAGUGCUGCCCGCGAGGGACCUCUGCUCGCUGGAGCGAUCACUCGCCUCGUGCUCGCUCGCUUCGAGCCGAAGCGUCUCGCCGCCUGCGACCCCAGCAAGGUCGUCAACCUUGCUCGCUCGACUCUGCUUCCCGACGCCAAGGGCCGCGUUGUCUCGAAGCACUACGCCAAGGAGACCCAGCCCAUCUUUGCUGAGCACCACCUCCGCUCCCUUUUCGCCAACGCAACGCCAGGCGCGAUCCUGUCCGACGGCGCUGUUCUGUCCAUGGCGAUCGAGGCCGCCCGGACUGCAGCCGAUGCCGCGCACGAGGAGGAGGAGAAGGCUGUCGAGUGUUCGCUCGAGCUCUCUCACGCGAGCGAGGCGGCAGUGCACCCCGGCGCCGACCGGGAUGCGGCCGAGCAGCGCCUGCUCGCGGCGCACGAGGCGCUGCAGGUCGCGCAGGAGAAGCGGAUGCUGGCGGUGCAGGAGCGGGAUCGCGCGGAGAACCUGGUCAAGAUUGUGCUCGCGUGCUGCAAGGACGUGGAGCGCGCGUGGAGCGCGGUCGAGGACCCGACCGAGGAGGAGAAGAAGAAGUACGACGAGUUCCUGCCGCGCGUCGAGAGCGUCGAGCUCGAACUGGCCCUCAGGGACGACACGGCCAGCGAGUACGUCCAAGUGUAG
This is a messenger RNA of Trichosporon asahii var. asahii CBS 2479, 2787 nucleotides long. Its product is annotated as Apolipoprotein A1/A4/E. The coding region runs from base 1 to 2787 and encodes 928 amino acids. The transcript has 3 exons. The record is from RefSeq and is a predicted model, not a curated record. Lineage: Eukaryota; Fungi; Basidiomycota; Tremellomycetes; Trichosporonales; Trichosporonaceae.